Messenger RNA from Sphenostylis stenocarpa, 870 nucleotides. NCBI's taxonomy places the organism in Eukaryota, Viridiplantae, Streptophyta, Magnoliopsida, Fabales, Fabaceae. The record is from the annotation of a GenBank genome assembly.
AUGGGUGAUCAUUUGGCCAGGGCCCAGGAUUUCGAGAACAGGGCAGAGAAGAAGCUCAGCGGUUGGGGUUUGUUUGGCUCCAAAUUCGAGGACGCCGCUGAUCUCUUCGACAAAUCCGCCAAUUCCUUCAAGCUCGCUAAAUCAUGGGACAAAGCAGGAUCCACCUACAUCAAGUUGGCGAGUUGUCAUUUGAAGUUGGAAAGCAAGCAUGAAGCUGCCCAAGCUUAUGUUGACGCUGCGCAUUGCUAUAAAAAAACUAACAUAAAUGAGGCUGUAUCUUGCUUAGAUAAUGCUGUAAAUACAUUUUGUGAAAUUGGAAGACUCUCUAUGGCGGCUAGAUAUUUGAAGGAAAUCGCUGACUUGUAUGAGUCAGAACAGAAUGUCGAGCAGGCCGUUGUUUACUUUGAAAAAGCGGCUGAUUUUUAUGAAAAUGAAGAAGUGAACACUUCUGCAAACCAGUGCAAGCAAAAAGUUGCUCAAUACUCUGCCCAGCUAGAACAAUAUCAGAGAUCAAUUGAGAUUUAUGAAGAGAUUGCUCGCCAGUCUCUCAACAAUAAUUUGCUGAAGUACGGAGUUAAAGGACAUCUUCUUAAUGCUGGCAUUUGCCAACUUUGUAAAGGAGACGUUAUUGCUAUUACCAAUGCAUUGGAGCGAUAUCAGGAUUUAGAUCCAACAUUUUCAGGAACACGCGAAUAUAGACUUCUUGCAGAUAUUGCUGCUGCAAUUGAUGAAGAAGAUGUUGGGAAGUUUACUGAAGUUAUAAAAGAAUUUGAUAGCAUGACCCCUCUGGAUUCUUGGAAGACAACACUUCUUUUGAGGGUGAAAGAGAAACUUAAAGCCAAAGAACUUGAGGAGGAUGAUCUUACUUGA